AUGCCGCUUCCCGCCGCGCUGUUCCGCUGCGGAGGCCUCUCCGGGUCCCUGUUGAGCACCGGCCUCCGCCGCAGCCUCCGGCUCUUCCCUCCGCUCCGGCCCGGGGGCUGCCCGGGGACCAGCGGCUCCUCCCGGCUCGGGCUGUCCCUGGAAACCAGCGGGAACCCGGCGGCUCCGUGUCCUGCGGCGCUGCGCGGGCUGCGCGUCACGCUCCAGUUCCCGCUCCAGGAGUUCAUCCUGGCCAUGGGCUUCUUCCUGGUGCUCGUCAUGGAGCAGAUCGUGCUGGCCUACCGGGAGCAGGCGGGCGCGCUGGAGGAGGAGACGCGGGCGCUGCUGGNCGGCUCCAUCCAGGCGCCGCGCUGGCCCGACGGCCCCGGGCCGGCGCCGCCGGAGCGGCCCCACGUGCACGUGGACCUCAACGCGCACUCGCCCGUGCGCUCCCUGCUGCUCGUCUUCUCGCUCUCGCUGCACUCGGUGUUCGAGGGCCUGGCCGUGGGGCUGCAGGAGGCCGAGGCCAAGGUGCUGGAGAUCUGCGUGGCGCUGCUGCUGCACAAGUGCGUGGUGGCCUUCAGCCUGGCGCUGCAGCUGCUGCAGGGCCGCCUGCGCCCGCGCGCCGUGGCCGCCUGCCUGCUGCUCUUCGCCCUCAUGUCGCCGCUGGGCGUGGGGCUGGGCACGGCGCUGGCGGCGGGCGCCCUGCAGCGCCUCUGGCGCAGCGUCCUCGAGGGGCUGGCCGCCGGCUCCUUCGUCUACAUCACCUUCCUGGAGAUCCUGCCGCACGAGCUGGCCGGCGCCCGCCACCGCAUCCUCAAGGUCAUCCUGCUCAUCGCCGGCUUCGCCCUCGUCACCGCCAUCCUCUUCAUCAAGAUUUAACCCCCGCCCCGGCCCC
Nothoprocta perdicaria is the source of this 886-nucleotide messenger RNA. RefSeq names its product solute carrier family 39 member 1 (gene SLC39A1). Gene Ontology annotation, molecular function: zinc ion transmembrane transporter activity. The record is from RefSeq and is a predicted model, not a curated record. Gene Ontology annotation, biological process: zinc ion transmembrane transport. Gene Ontology annotation, cellular component: plasma membrane. NCBI's taxonomy places the organism in Eukaryota, Metazoa, Chordata, Aves, Tinamiformes, Tinamidae. The transcript has 3 exons. Bases 1 to 870 code for a protein of 289 amino acids.